Molecule: messenger RNA, 2443 nt
Organism: Scomber japonicus (chub mackerel)
Lineage: Eukaryota; Metazoa; Chordata; Actinopteri; Scombriformes; Scombridae
Product: Transitional endoplasmic reticulum ATPase
Exons: 17
Coding region: 1-2424 (807 amino acids)
Biological process (GO): mitotic spindle disassembly; retrograde protein transport, ER to cytosol; autophagosome maturation
Cellular component (GO): VCP-NPL4-UFD1 AAA ATPase complex; cytosol; nucleus
Molecular function (GO): ATP hydrolysis activity; polyubiquitin modification-dependent protein binding; ATP binding
Source: RefSeq, a predicted model, not a curated record
AUGUGCCUCUUGUUUGGAAGCCCAAAGGGAGAAGAUUUCUCAACUGCCAUCCUGAAGCAGAAACACAGACCAAACAGACUCAUUGUGGAUGAAGCUCUCAAUGAAGACAGCAGCAUUGUCAGCCUAUCACAGAACAAGACAGAGGAGCUGCAGCUCUUCCGGGGGGACACAGUGGUGUUGAGGGGGCGGAAGCGCCGCCAGACAGUGUGCAUAGUCCUGACCGAUGCCACCUGCGGAGAUGAACGGAUCCGUAUGAACCGUGUAACCCGCAACAACCUGCGUGUCCGCCUUGGUGACGUCAUCAGUAUUCAUGCCUGCCCUGAUAUCAAGUAUGGAAAGAGGAUCCAUAUCCUCCCCAUAGAUGACACCAUUGAGGGCCUGACAGGGAACCUCUUUGAGGUUUUCCUCAAGCCAUACUUUCUGGAGGCUUACCGCCCUGUACAUCAAGGUGACGUCUUCCUGGUAAGGGGGAGUAUGCGGGCGGUGGAGUUCAAGGUAGUGGAGACAGAUCCCAGCCCUCACUGUAUCGUUGCCCCUGACACCGUCAUUUACUGUGAGGGAGAGCCAAUCAAAAGAGAGGAUGAAGAGGAGAGUCUUAAUGACAUUGGCUAUGACGACAUCGGAGGUUGUCGAAAGCAGCUUGCCCAGAUUAAAGAGAUGGUGGAGCUUCCUCUCAGACACCCCGGGCUUUUUAAGACGAUAGGAGUUAAGCCCCCCAGAGGUAUCCUGCUAUACGGCCCUGCAGGCACAGGGAAGACCCUGGUUGCGCGAGCCGUAGCCAACGAAACCGGCGCCUUCUUCUUCCUCAUCAAUGGUCCUGAGAUCAUGAGUAAGCUGGCUGGAGAGUCAGAGAGCAACCUGAGAAAGGCCUUUGAGGAAGCAGAGAAAAACGCUCCAGCCAUCAUCUUUAUUGAUGAGCUGGAUGCCAUCGCCCCCAAGAGAGAGAAGACCCAUGGAGAAGUGGAGAGGCGUAUAGUGUCCCAGCUCCUGACCCUGAUGGAUGGCCUGAAGCAAAGAGCUCAUGUGGUUGUCAUGGCAGCAACAAACCGACCUAACAGUGUGGAUACUGCUCUCAGACGCUUUGGCAGGUUUGACCGUGAGAUCGACAUUGGAAUCCCAGAUUCAACUGGCAGACUGGAAAUCCUGCAGAUCCACACCAAAAACAUGAAACUGGCUGAUGAUGUCGACUUGGAGAGGAUCGCCACAGAGACUCACGGCCAUGUGGGCGCUGACCUGGCUGCUCUGUGCUCAGAAGCUGCUCUGCAAGCCAUCCGCAAGAAGAUGAUCCUCAUAGACCUGGAGGACGAUACCAUCGAUGCCGACCUGCUCAACUCACUAGCUGUCACCAUGGACGACUUCCAGUGGGCACUGAGUCAGAGCAACCCAUCAGCUUUGAGAGAAACUGUUGCAGAGGUACCUCAUGUCAACUGGGAGGACAUCGGAGGACUGGACGAUGUCAAGAGAGAACUUCAAGAACUGGUUCAGUACCCAGUUGAGUAUCCAGACAAGUUCCUAAAGUUUGGGAUGACCCCAUCUCGGGGAGUGUUAUUCUAUGGUCCUCCAGGUUGUGGGAAAACUCUUCUGGCUAAAGCCAUUGCCAAUGAGUGCCAGGCUAACUUUGUCUCCAUCAAAGGACCUGAGAUGCUCACCAUGUGGUUUGGAGAAUCAGAGGCCAAUGUCAGAGACGUCUUUGAUAAGGCCAGGCAAGCAGCCCCCUGCAUCUUGUUUUUCGACGAGUUGGACUCAAUUGCCAAAUCCAGAGGGGGCGGUGGCGGGGAUGCAGGUGGCGCAGCUGACAGAGUCAUUAACCAGAUACUCACAGAGAUGGAUGGCAUGUCCGACAAAAAGAAUGUUUUCAUCAUAGGCGCCACGAACAGACCAGACAUCAUAGACGCAGCCAUCCUGAGGCCGGGCCGUUUAGAUCAGCUCAUCUACAUCCCACUCCCAGACAAACGCUCUCGCUCCGCCAUCCUACGCGCCAACCUCCGCAAGUCCCCUAUUGCCCGAGAUGUAGACCUUGAAUACCUGUCUGGUAUCACAGAGGGUUUCUCUGGAGCCGACCUAACAGAGAUCUGCCAGCGGGCUUGUAAGCUGGCCAUCCGUGAGGCCAUCGAGGCCGAGAUCAAAGCUGAACGUCAGAGGCAGAGCAGACCAGGCAUCCCCAUGGAUGAGGACUUCGAUCCAGUCCCAGAGAUCAGGAAGGACCACUUUGAAGAGGCAAUGCGAUUUGCUCGUCGCUCUGUCAGUGACAAUGACAUUCGUAAAUAUGAGAUGUUUGCUCAAACUCUGCAACAGAGCCGAGGCUUUGGGAACUUCAGGUUCCCUUCAGCUACUGGUUCACAGUCUGGGGGUCAAGGAUCAGGUUCUGGGUCAGGGAGGCCAGGCUUGUACAGAGAGGAAGGCGAUGAUGACCUUUAUCAGUGACAAAAACUCAUCAUUUAAU